AUGAAGUCCACCAGCGAACCUCGUUCAAUUUCGAAGGCGAAACAGUCUUGUCCCACCUACACUGCUGAACAAUGGCUAGAGCAUCGAGACCGAAUCACAAACCUGUAUGUGGAAGAGGAACUCACUUUGAAACAAGUCAGAACUAUCCUUGAAGAGGACCAUCAAUUCCCCGCGACCGAACGCCAGAUCAAGAGGAAGAUCAAAGAGUGGAAUUUGGACAAGAAUAUCAAAGAUGAGGAGAUGAGAAUGAUUCUCCAGCAUAAGCAAUUCAGAAACGACAACUAUGGCAAAGACAGCAUCUUCUAUGUACGUGGCCGAUUGGUUGAUUACAAGAAGAUCCAACGCUUCAUUCAACGAAAGGGAUCCGCCAGCCUAAGUGUUUUGCCUGAUAGGAGCCUUCUUUCCUUGCCCGAGGACAUUAUCUGCCAGACACCCACCGACGAGACUCCUCCUUCCUUCCUAAAGAUUGACGUCCAGGAGUUCACAACUAUCGUCAGUCAUGAGAGCGGUCGAGAACGGCCAGAAGACAACAAUAAUCUGAUCACUUCCACAUCUUCCUUGAACGUGACCAAACAGGGCGAAACUAUCGAGGUAGAUCAUGUAUUCCUCACUGACUUCUGGAAAUCAUAUUGGCCGAAUCAUACUCCCGGCAACGAUAUCCGAGACUUCCGAUUCCUGGAUCUGCCCGUGCAGAUUCCAAAAUCCGAGGACACGCUCAGGCUGGGUAGAUCUCAAAUUCGCAUGCGACCAAGACUUGCAGGCCAACUUACCGAUGACUCCGACGAAGAUCGCCUCAACAAGCGUAAAAGACUGAACACCUGGGAUGGGGAUGAGAAUUCGGGUUUUCCCCCAGCCAUGCCACGAGAAGACCCAUCCUUAUCCAGGGCAUCUGAAUCUACAACAAAUGUUGUGACAACUGAGUCGAUUACGGAGCACGGCCUUGGAGCUGUGUUGAGCGAACUCCAGGCUAUCAAGGGGCAACAGGAUACACUGAACAGUAUGUUGUCAGCAUUAGGUCAGAAACACAACGAUCUCAACAAAACUGCUGAGAAGUUCAACUCAGCACAUGUUCGUCACGAGAAAUCGGUUAAUGCCAUCUUGAUAUAUUUGGCGUCCGCCUUUGGGAGCAGUCUCACUUCUGGAAGUAUUGACCCCGAGAUGGCAUUCUCGGAUCUGAAGCGUAACCUCCCUCAUUGA
Messenger RNA from Exophiala bonariae, 1197 nucleotides. RefSeq lists its product as uncharacterized. The record is from RefSeq and is a predicted model, not a curated record. Lineage: Eukaryota; Fungi; Ascomycota; Eurotiomycetes; Chaetothyriales; Herpotrichiellaceae. The transcript has a single exon. Bases 1 to 1197 code for a protein of 398 amino acids.